Messenger RNA from Nymphaea colorata (pocket water lily), 955 nucleotides. Its product is annotated as 60S ribosomal protein L15. Gene Ontology annotation, cellular component: cytosolic large ribosomal subunit; ribosome. The transcript has 4 exons. Gene Ontology annotation, molecular function: structural constituent of ribosome; RNA binding. Gene Ontology annotation, biological process: cytoplasmic translation. The record is from RefSeq and is a predicted model, not a curated record. The coding region runs from base 142 to 756 and encodes 204 amino acids. Lineage: Eukaryota; Viridiplantae; Streptophyta; Magnoliopsida; Nymphaeales; Nymphaeaceae.
UCCUCCGGGUCAAAUCGGACGGACAUCGUUCAUCUAAACCCAAAACCCUGAAAAACCUAAUAAAGCGUCGCGGGCGUCCGCCUCUUCCCCUCCGUUUAGGCACAGGAAGAGGCGGGGAGGUCUAGGGUUUCUGAGCCGACGAUGGGGGCUUACAAGUAUGUCUCCGAGUUAUGGAGGAAGAAGCAAUCUGAUGUCAUGAGAUUUUUGCAAAGGGUGAGGUGCUGGGAGUAUCGCCAACAGCCUUCAAUUGUUCGUCUCACUCGCCCAACCCGUCCAGACAAGGCUCGCCGUUUAGGCUUUAAAGCCAAACAGGGAUAUGUUGUGUAUAGAGUUCGAGUUAGACGUGGUGGGCGGAAGAGGCCUGUGCCGAAGGGCAUUGUCUAUGGUAAGCCUACAAAUCAGGGUAUUACACAACUUAAGUUCCAGCGCAACAAAAGGUCAGUUGCUGAAGAAAGAGCUGGUCGCAAGUUGGGUGGGUUGAAGGUGCUGAACUCGUAUUGGGUAAAUCAGGAUUCGACAUACAAAUAUUACGAGAUAAUCCUGGUUGAUGCCGCCCAUUCUGCUAUCCGCAAUGAUCCCAGAAUCAACUGGAUCUGCAAGCCCGUGCACAAGCACAGAGAGCUUCGUGGAUUGACAUCAGCAGGAAAGAAGUACAGGGGUCUUCGGGGCAAAGGUCACCUGCACCACAAAGCUCGACCUUCCCGGAGGGCAACAUGGAAGAGGAACCAGACCCUGUCUCUUCGUCGCUACCGUUGAUUUGUUCCUCAUUCUGGUUCAUCCAGUGCUUCAUUUUUGGUGUAUUGGACUUUUUUGGCUGUCGGAAUUUUUAUGAUUUGGUGAUCAUGGAACCCGAAUUUCUUAAUGCUUUAAGUUUAGGCACAUGCCUUGAACAAUUUGAAUUGACGUACCUUUUUUUAAAAUUAUGUCCAAUCAUUUUGAUAUGGUACCCAAUUAA